Aphidius gifuensis is the source of this 1685-nucleotide messenger RNA. Its product is annotated as suppressor of Mek1-like. Gene Ontology annotation, biological process: maturation of SSU-rRNA. The record is from RefSeq and is a predicted model, not a curated record. Bases 111 to 1661 code for a protein of 516 amino acids. The transcript is spliced from 2 exons. Gene Ontology annotation, cellular component: 90S preribosome; nucleus. Lineage: Eukaryota; Metazoa; Arthropoda; Insecta; Hymenoptera; Braconidae.
AUAGAGCAUGUGUUUUAAUGUACACUUCUAAAUUCUUUGAGCUCAGUAUUUUUUUAAUAAUAUUGUUUUGAUAUUUAUAAUAAUAUAUUGUGUGUUUUAUUUAAACAAAUAUGGGUAACAAAAAUGAGAGGAAAAUUGCAGUCAACAAAGAGAUUGUAUUGAUGAGGCAAGCUGUAAGAAAAACAAGACUUGGAAUAAUUUGGAAAUUGACAAAAGAAUCACAACGUUUAAAAUCUCGUCAACAUGGUGAUGAAAAAGUCAUCAAAAAAUGUAAACGUAAAGGAGGUAAUUUAAUUAAAGAAUUGCGAGUAUUAAAGAAAAUAAAAGACGAUGAAAUUUCAAAAUAUGCAAUUACAAAUGAUAAAAGUCUUACUGAAGUAUUGUCGGAUCCUAAAGCUAAAUUGAAAACAAGAAUUUUAACUAGAAUGGCAUUUCAUAAAAUAUUAAAAACAAGAAUUGAAGAAUUUAAGAAAAAAUUUCCAGAUUAUUUGGAAUUUAUGGGUCCUGGACGUAGAGAAAGAUCUAAAAUUGAAUUUAUAGAAAAGAAAAAUGCUGCUAAAAAUACUGAUGGUGAUGAAAAUAAUAAAGACAAGAAGUCUGAUAAUGAUGAGGAUAAUAUGAGUGUUGAAGGUGACGAUAAUGAUGAUGAUGAUGAUGAUGAUGAAGAAGAAGAAGAAGAAGAAGAAGAAGAAGAAGAGGGUGAAGAUGAGGAGGAAAAUCAAUCAGAAAUAGACCAAAGUGAGUCGGAAAAAGAUAAUGAUGAUGAAGACGAUGAAGAUGAUGAUGAAGACAAUAAAGAUGAUGAUAAAGACGAUGAAAAUGAAGACGAUGAUGUUGAAGAUGACGAUGCUGAUGAAAAUAGUAACAAAAAUAAAGAAAAAAAUAUUCCAAAAUUAGAAAAAAAAGAUAAAGUAUUAAUAGAGAAAGAAGAAACUUUAAUAACAAAAAAAACUGAUGAAAAAGAAUCAAAAAAAGCAAACAAUUUACUUUCAAAAAAAGUUAAAAUACAAGAAAAAAAUAAAACUAAAAAACCAGUGUCAUCAAAAACAGUAAAUUCUUCUGAUAAAAAUAUUAAAAGAAAACCUGAAAUUCCUAUCAACCGAGAAAGAGUAGUUAAAAGAUUUAAACUAGAAGAAGAGCAAGAUGAAAUAGCAAUUGACACUGCUCCAAUUGAUCCAAUUGAUUCAGAUGAUCCAAUUGAAGAAGACACUGUCCUAUUAACAGAUGAUCCAUUUUUCCAUCCAGGAGGUCUUAAAAAUAAAGAUAAUCGUAAUGAAUCAUCAGAUAAUGACACCAACAAAGAUGACAAUAAUUAUCAAAGAAAUAAUUUUAAUAGACGUGAUUCUAAACAUGGUAAUCUCAAUAGAAGAAGUAGAAGAGCAUUAAUGAAUAAUACUAAUAAUAAUGAUACAAAAAAUAGUUAUUUCAAUAGACAAGAUAAAAGAUCAUCAAAUGAUAAUUAUGAUAGAAAAUAUAACAACAAAUUUACAAAACAAAAUGAUGAUAAAUUUAAUUCAAUUGAUAGCAAAAAUAAAUUCAAUGAUAAAAUAAAUAAACCAACAGUUGAAAAAGAUUUACAUCCAUCUUGGGCAGCUAAAAAGAAACAACAAGUUAUAAUAACACAAGGAUUCCAAGGAAAUAAAAUUAUUUUUGAUGAUUAAAAUUAAAUAUUGUAAAAAAAUAAC